ACAUGACCUUCGGGUGUGACUUAAAAUGUCACACAUUCAACACAAAUAUUGGAAAACGUGCUAAUCAUUAAUGAUUAUUCGAGGUAUUUAAAUAAAUCCAAUCUAAAAAAUGAAGAACACACAAACAAUGGCUACAGAAGCAUUCAGUCUGUGCAUAAUUAUUACUGUGAUGCAAUUGUGUUUGACAACACACACCACUAAUCUGACAAAAGAGAGAUGUCAGGUUGCAGUACAGGAAGCACUUUCGAUGGGACUGAACUUCCAAGCGCCCCCAAAUCUUCCUAUAUUUUUGAAUCCUACAACUCGAAAUGAACAGCUACAAUCACAUAAUAAACCACAAGAUAAUAAAGACCAGAGAUCUCAACAGAACGGACAAUUUAGCACUGUGCCUAUGCCUUUAACAACAUUAGAUGAAAAUCAAAGAAAUGCCAAAGAAUCAUUACAUUUAUGGCUUUCUGAAACACAACUUAACCAACUAUUAGAAUACAACUUUUUGGAUAGUUAUCGUGCACAAGCAGGUCAAGGCAAGAGUAUAGCUGACUUAACCUGGGACACUAAUCAUACACAAUCUUAUCAAAGUUUAUGCUUUUGGUCAGAUUCAAUUUUACCACAACAAACAUGUUGUACAUUCCAAAUGGAAUUAGGAUUACUACAGAGGACAACAGAAGAAUUACAUCAGAGUUUAUCAAAUUAUUUGGGUCGAUGGCAUAAACAACUGUCGUCACUACGGACUGCAUUGAGAGAUGAAUUGAUUCAAAGUCUUGAAGCCUUGAAAAUCACACUGAAUCAAACCUUAUGUUCAUAUGAAUUAUUAAAACCGAUAAAAGAAUUUGCACAAACUAUUUCAUCAAAUCGUUCAUGGAGUUGUUGGCAGCAUACAGUGGAGUUGAUUUCUAAACUUCGUUUAAUCUUAGAACAAUCCUUUCUAACACAAGAUGAUAUUAUCUUGGAUCUAAUGUUCCCUAUUGAUAACUUUUUAAUGCAAUCACUAUUGGAGACAUCCUGUCAAACACAGGUUACAGAUACAAAGAAUAUUCAAGCUGAAGAAUUGGAUGAGAAAAUCAAAUGUCAUGAAUACUGUCAAGCACGUUUGAAUUUGAUAUUCGAUUCAUUGACGGGUCAUUCAGAUCUACCUUCUUUAACUAGAAAAUCAAGAAAUUUACUACUUGUGAAUAAUAAUAAUAACAAUAAUAAAAAUAAAGCCAGGAAGAAACAUACUCUGUCAAGGCCAUCGAAAUCAUCACAGCCGAAUAAAGAUGACGAUGAGUACACCACAGGAAGUGGCAUCAGAUCAUUAAGACGGAGAAAUACCAAAUCUCAGAAUACUACACCUGCUACGAUUAACACCAACAGUAAUAAUAGUGAUUCAAAUCAAAUUGUUGAUGCUGAACAGUUUAGAUUAUUAUAUCGACCAGAAUUAGUGUUUACAUUUCGACUUAAUCGAAAACUUAUUCAAUCAUUGGAGUUAGGUGAAUCAUUGAUAGAUGGAUUGAAGAAUUUUAACAUUGCUCAAGGAACGUGUAUGCGAAAAUUAAUGCGUAUGCAUCAUUGUGCUUUAUGUGCAGGCGAAACUUUAUCAAGACCUUGUCCUGGAUUAUGUUUAAGAAUAUUACUUAACUGUCUGAAACCACUGAAUCAAUUAAAUCCACACUGGCAUCGUUUUACAGAAACUAUUAAGAGUGUUGCAGAAAUGCUUUUAGAAAAACCUCAUCUAAGAUUGGAAAAUCAAUUGAAAGACUUUCCAGAACGACUUGUGAAUUAUUAUUAUCAACUGUUGAAUACCUACCAUAAUUGGCUACAACCUCAGUGUUCAGGAAUUGUCAAAUUGUACGGAGUAUUCAGUUUGAUUAAGAAUAAUCUCAAGAAUGUACAACAAAGGAUAAGUCGAAAAACUGAAGAAGAAAACAUAAGAAAUUAUAAGAAGGUUUUUGAACAAAUAAAAACUACAAUGGAUGAUAUUACGAAUAUAUGGUCACGAUCAGGUGUAGCUCUUUGCUUAGAAUCACCUUAUCUUGCAUUGACCAGCGGAAGACACGAUCAAUGCUGGAAUGGAACAGCUAUAUCAAGUUUUAAUGAAGAGAAGUGUACAUUUUGUCAACAGGAGACAAAAGACUCUGUCAGUCAGUCGCAUUAUACUACUACUAAUAAUAAAAAUGAAAAAUCCACAGUACCAUCAUCAAGUAGAAGGCAACGUACAUCUUUUAUACCAUCCAGGGAUUCCCAGCAGUCAAGUACAAGUGAAACAGACGAUAUUCUAUCGGCUUCAAUCGCGUCAACUAAUUACUUGUUAAAUAAUCCAUCAUGGAAUUCUCCAUUACAACAUGAUAAGGAAUUAGCAUUCCGACGAGCAAAUGAAAUUCUCGUUAGAGCAUCUAGAGAUCUUGAAUGGUCUGUAAAAACACUACAGGCUGAAACAAACUUUUACAAUUCACUUAAUACAAAAUCUUUUUCAAAUGAUAAUGAAGAUGUCUACAGAGCUGGGAAGACUAAAGAUGGUGUACAAAUUCCUAUAUCAGAGAAAAAUGGAAGUGCAGGACCUAGAAAAUCGCCUAAUUCACAGUCAGAUAUGACAAAUUCUUUCGGUGCAUUAGCAUAUGGAUCAAUUCUUGGCUGGAAUGCUCCAGAAGAUGAAGGAGACGAAGAAAGGCGUAGAUUAGUCACAAAUACAAGAAGUCGUAGUCCUUCAUCGCUCGACUCUUCUUCAAAACCUGUGAGAAUCAAUAUGAAUCAAGAUAAAAGUACUAAGAGAAAGAAUUCAACUGAUAGAACUCAAACAUCGAAGGUAUUAGAAAGAAAUCCAAAUGUUGGAUCAGGUUUAAUACCUGGUUGGCCGUUGUACGCCUGGACUCCAAUCAGCUCACCUGCAAAAGAUAAUCCUUACGAGAAACCAGUAGAAAGUAAUUUCCCUCAACAAGAAAUUAAUUAUGACGGAAGUGGUUUUCAUAAUCCCAAGGAUUCAAUGCCACCUACCGGUGAAUAUGAUUAUCCCCAGAUGUUUCCUUUUGUCAAUAUGAAUUCACAAGGUGGAAACACACCGACUUCAAGAUCGAAUGAAAGCUUAACUCAGACUACAAAUCGCUUACAAAAGCCAAAUAUUAGUAAUCAAAAAUCAGUCAUAAAUUCACCAAAUAUGCAGGAAAAGAAUCAAACCGAAUCAAACAAGGAUUCCAAUGUAGAGAAGAAGAAAAAUGCUGCAGGUCAUGUUCAUUCGUCAAGUUUUACAUAUUAUUACAUCAUAGUUAUCAGCGUCUCUGUGAUGGUGCAUCGGCUCUCAUCGCUAACAGUUUAUUCAUUUUAAAUGACUCACGCAGCACAUACACACACACACACUGCCUUGUCGCCAUUUAUUUUCUCACAUUCAGUCAUACGGUUAAGGGAAAUAACAAAAAAAACAACAAAUAAACAUUCUAAUAUGCACAGAAAUUCAAGUAUUUUCUAAUAUCAUCAUCAUCAUAUUUGCAAUCUACGUUGUACAGUCUCCGUACUCUCGACUCUUUUCUCCUUUUUUUGUUGUUGUUGAUAAAAUGAAGCUUUCAGAAGUAACGCAAAAAGACAAAACAUGCCAGAAAUAACCCAUUGAAUAUUUGCUUGAUGAUGAUGAUGAUGAGGACGAUGAGGGCAUCGAUUUCGUCGUCAAGAUUUCAUUAUUCCCCCUGUUUGUUUGUUGUUGUUGUUUUUUUUGUGUAUUUAAUCAUCCUUAUUAUUGUUAUCAUUAUUAUUAUUCCCAUCAAUCUUUGUACUAAGAUUUCACUGAGAUUAUUGAAUCAGGCUGUUUUUUUUGUUUAAAAGAGACGAAAUUCAAAACCAAAAUUGUCCGUUUUGUAGGCCGAUAGGGGAAGCUAUUGAGGCGGAAGUUGGAGCGGUUCACUCAACUUUCAAUUAUUCCCCUAUAUUCUAUUUUAAAAUACCUAGAAUUCUAAUCAGAAAUGCUGUUCUCUAUAAAUCAAAUGUGUCCACUAAUGGGCUUCUGAAUAUGGCACAAUGAAAUGAGGCUGGUGAAGAGGAGUGAACACUAUUCAAUGUUUCAAUUUCUUCAAAUUACUUUUAUACUUAUUCAUCGUCUAUCAUCAAGUUGAAUAAAUUAAGCCAAAAAAAACAACAACAACCCCGCAGAGUACUAGUGAUCGUAGUAUCAUUCCCUGAUUCCAUACAACAUCAAAAUAACGACAUAUUGUUUGUACACCAGUAAAAGAUGGUGGGUCUGUUGCAUAAAGUGAUAAAUUGAGAAGAUUUCUCUAUUCCUUAUCUAAAUGUUUUCCUAAUUUUAAUUAAUCAUAUAUAUAUAUAUAUAUUAUCAAAUAUAUCUUUGAAUUUUGAAUUUUAAUCAGAGGUAUAAAAUGAAAUAAAUAAUUUUCUGAAAUA
This is a messenger RNA of Trichobilharzia regenti, 4362 nucleotides long. Lineage: Eukaryota; Metazoa; Platyhelminthes; Trematoda; Strigeidida; Schistosomatidae. The record is from the annotation of a GenBank genome assembly.